Molecule: messenger RNA, 579 nt
Organism: Prorocentrum cordatum
Lineage: Eukaryota; Dinophyceae; Prorocentrales; Prorocentraceae
Source: the annotation of a GenBank genome assembly
ACGUGCCGUCGCCCGCGGAGGGCGCGGAGGCGGCGGACGCCUUCGAGCUGCCGCCCCCCGCGAAGUUGGUGUCGGCGUCGCCCGUGGAGGCCUCCGCGCCUGGGCUGUCAUCGCCGACAGACAUGCCGGUGCCCACGGCGGUCCCGUCGCCGACCCCGAUGGCCGCGGAGGAGGGGCGGCGUGCCCGUGCCGCCCACAGUGCUGGCGACGCCGGUGCGCCCGAGGAUCGACGAGCGAGGGACGGCGUGAGCCCGCAGGCAACGGAUGUGCCCACCAUCAGCCCUGCCAUCACAGGCUCCCUGUCCCCGCACGCCGCCACCCCGUCCUCCGCGCCGACCGUGGUGCCGGGCCCGAGGACGGAGAGCCCGCCCGCGCGCCGAGGCACCGAUGCGCCGACCCUGAGCGAGAUGCCGACGCGGAGACCGCCGGAUCCGAGCUCACCCGCAGCGUGCCCACGCGCAGUGACAUGCGCACGCGGAGAUCGGGGGCGCCUCCAAGCGCACCCGCGUCUCCGAGCCCACGGCGCCCACCGACACGCCAGCGUCCAGCGUGCCCACCGUGGCGCCGCUCUCGCACAGG